Zingiber officinale is the source of this 6572-nucleotide messenger RNA. RefSeq names its product phosphatidylinositol 4-kinase alpha 1-like. The record is from RefSeq and is a predicted model, not a curated record. Lineage: Eukaryota; Viridiplantae; Streptophyta; Magnoliopsida; Zingiberales; Zingiberaceae. Gene Ontology annotation, biological process: phosphatidylinositol-mediated signaling; phosphatidylinositol phosphate biosynthetic process. Gene Ontology annotation, cellular component: cytoplasm; plasma membrane. The transcript is spliced from 26 exons. Gene Ontology annotation, molecular function: 1-phosphatidylinositol 4-kinase activity. The coding region runs from base 153 to 6227 and encodes 2024 amino acids.
CGAAACCGCUCUGGAACCGCAUCGAGAAGCAGCGAAAAAUCAGAGGACCAGGGUUCGAUCGCUCUCCGCCUUCCCCUCCGUCUUCUCCUCCCUCGUUUCUCGCAGGGGAGGAGUUUUAAUCGGCGGACUCUCGUGCGAUCCCACAUUUCGCCAUGGAGGCCCUCAUAGAGCUUUGCGAUCUCGUCGCGCAGAACCCCGAGAUCUUCGCGGACAAGCUCGCCUGGAUCUGCUCCCGCUGCCCUUCCUCCGCCCACCGCCUCACUGACAACGGCACCGCCGCCUCCCCGGUUCCUCCACCUCGGGCCACCCGAUCCCAGCUGCACGCACUCGUCGCGCUCUCCCGCCUCCUCUCCCGCUGCCCUACGGCACCUACAUCAGCCCGCGCUCCCCUCCUCGAUUUCCUCCCUGCCAUCCCCGCUUCCGCCCUACGCCCCUCCUUCUGGCCCCAGGCGUUCCCCCUUGACCAGAUCUCCCUCUUCUUCUCUGACCUCCUCCAGUACGCUGCCCAGGCGGCUGAGGUCUCCCCGGAAUUAGCUGCUGAAUUCUCGGGCUUCUUCGGCUCGACCGUCGUCACCGCCGUCUCCAUCCUCAACGGCAGAGGAAAUGGCGACCCUGCCAUCGCCCGUGCCUUUCUGUCUGCUGUCUCCAGGAGUUGCCCCACGAUCAGCCCCUCUGACUCGGAGCAGCUCGUCGGGUGCCUCCUCGACCAGUUCGCCUCGCCCGGGACUUCUGAGGCCUCAGCCAAUUUGUCACUCUCUGAGAACUCGUCGUCGUGGAGCUCAUCCGUGCAGAGCACUCCAACUAAGGGGAAGUCGAAAGAUAAUGAUAAGGAGAUUGCUGACGAUGCAGCGAGCGAGAUAUCCUCCACUAUGUCAAGGGGGAAUGAGAGCUCUGAAGGCAUUGCUCGGGGUAUUGCAGAUCUAUCUGUUUCCAAAGACGGGUCAGGUGCAGCUAGGCAAGUGGUGGUGACAUUUGAGGAAGAGUCCUUGGAGAGCUUAGAGAAACAUGAAAUUGCCUUCAGGUUGUUUGGUCAGGUGCUAGAUAGAACUGGGGCCGUUAAGUCUGAGCAAUUGGAGCAGGUCAGGAAGGUGGCUACGCAGCAGAUCAAAUCUUUGCCUGUAUUUCUCAAGGUCCGCAAACGUGAAUGGAGGGAGCAAGGGCCACAACUGAAAGCUAGAAUAAACACAAAAUUGUCUUGUUGUCAGGCAGCAAUACUGGUUCAGGUUAAGAGCCUAAUCUCUCUAGAUUCAGAUGGGAAGUCCUCCAAGGAUUUAUUGCGUAGAACACUUGCUUUACUCCUGGAUGCUGCUGAAGCUUGUUUACUCUCUUUAUGGAGGAAAUUAAAAGUAUGUGAGGAGCUUUUUAGCACGUUGCUCAGUGGAAUUAGUCAAAUUGCUGUGUCCCGUGGCGGCCAGCUCUUGAGGGUGUUGCUCAUUCCCCUAAAGCCACUUGUUCUGACGACUUGUGCUCAGGCUGAUAUGCUAGGAAAUAAUCGUGGAGCUAUGUUUGAGACAGUGACUAAGCUAUGCUGUGAAAUAAUUGAGUUUGGAUGGAGCAAAGAUAGGGCUCUUGUUGACACUUUUGUUAUGGGUUUAGCUUCAUGUAUCCGUGAAAGGAAUGACUAUGAGGAGCAGGAUGGGAAAGAAAAACAAACGGUUCCUACUGUGCAACUCAAUCUUAUUUGUCUUCUUGCUGACUUGAGCUCAUUAUUGAAAAAGUGGGAAAUUGUUGACAUGAUACUGCCUCUCUUUAUUGAGAAUCUUGAAGAGGGCGAUGCUUGUACUCCAAGUUUAUUACGCCUAAGACUACUAGAUGCAGUAUCUCGCAUGGCUUGUUUGGGUUUUGAGAAAUCCUAUCGUGAGACUGUAGUUCUGAUGACUAGAAGCUAUUUGGAUAAACUCAAGAAUUUUGGACUGGAUGAAAACAAAACACUUCCUCCAGAAGCUACUACAGAGCGAAUAGAGACACUUCCUUCAGGUUUUUUUUUGAUUGCUUCUCACCUCACCAGCUCAAAACUCAGAUCUGACUACCGCCAUAGGCUUUUGUGUUUAUGCUCUGAUGUGGGUCUAGCUGCCGAAUCAAAAAGUGGAAGGAGUGGUGCUGAUUUCAUGGGACCUUUACUUCCUGCAGUUGCAGAAAUUUGUACUGAUUUUGAUCCUGUUGCCAGUGUUGAGCCUUCUCUCUUAAAACUAUUCCGAAAUCUAUGGUUCUACAUUGUUUUGUUUGGCUUAGCUCCUCCGAUUCAACCAACUCAGAUCUCAUCAAAGCCAGUAUCAACAUCAUUGAGUGUUCAAGGAAGCAGUAGUGCCAUAGCACUUCAAGCUGUGGCUGGGCCUUAUAUGUGGAAUGAAGAAUGGUCCAUUUCUGUUCAGCGAAUUGCAAAAGGAACACCACCACUGGUUGUUAGUUCAGUGAAAUGGCUGGAAGAUGAAUUAGAGCUAAAUGCACUUUCCAACCCAGGAAGUCGACGUGGCAGUGGUAAUGAGAAAGAUGCUGUUGGUCAGCGAGCUGCUCUUUCUGCUGCAUUAGGAGGACGUGUAGAGGUAGCAGCAAUGAACACAAUUUCAGGUGUUAAGGCAACAUAUCUUCUUGCAGUUACUUUUUUGGAGAUAAUACGGUUUCGAUGUAAUGGUGGUGUAAUUGACACUGAUUCCUCAUCACCUACACUAAGAAGUGCAUUUAUCUGUGUGUUUGAGUACCUGCUUACACCCAACUUGAUGCCAGCUGUAUCUCAAUGCUUGACUGCAAUAGUGCAUAGGGCUUUUGAAGCAGCAGUUUCAUGGCUGGAGGAAAGAAUAUCUGACAUUGGAAAAGAAGCUGAAACAAGAGAAUCAGUUCUUUCUAGUCACACGUGCUAUCUUAUAAAAAAUUUGUCACAAAGGGAUGAGCAUGUCCGUGAUAUCAGUGUUAAUUUGUUAACUCAGUUGAAGGAAAAAUUUCCCCAGGUAUUGUGGAACUCCUCGUGCUUGGACUCGCUUCUCUUUUCAGGUCAUAAUGAAUUACCAUCUAUUCAUGUUCACGAUCCUGCUUGGGUUGCCACAGUUCGUUCUUUGUACCAAAAGACGGCUCGAGAAUGGAUCACUACUGCUCUUUCUUUUGCUCCCUGCACUACCCAGGGGCUUUUACAGGAAAACCUAUGCAAGCCAAAUGCGUUGCAGAGAACACAACAUGCCUCAGAUGUUGUAUCUCUUUUGUCUGAGAUACGUAUCUGUACAGGGAAGAAUGAUUCUUGGAAUGGCAUUAGGACAGCAAAUAUCCCUUCUGUUAUAUAUGCUGCAGCUGCCGCUUCAGGAGCCAAAAAGGAGCUCUCUGAAGGUUUUGUUCUAGAAGUUCUGUCAAUUGCUGUAGUGAGUGCGACAGUUAAGUGCAACCAUGCUGGAGAGAUCGCAGGCAUGAGAAGGCUAUAUGACAGUAUAGGUGGUCUGGGUAUGUCGGCAGUUGGUCUGGGACUUGGUCUUGGUCAAUCUAUGAAUGGGAUGCCAUCUUCACAGUUAAACCUUAAAAAAGAGUCGUUCAAUGAAAUUCUUCUUUCAAAAUUUGUUCAUCUACUUCAGCAGUUUGUAGGUGUUGCUGAGAAAGGUUUACCAAUUGAUAAGACAUUAUUUCGUGAUACUUGUUCGCAGGCUACUGCACUACUUCUAUCGCACUUGGAUUCUGACUCUAAAGUUAAUAUGGAAGGAUUUUCACAAUUAUUGCGCCUCCUUUGCUGGUGUCCUGCUUACAUUUCAACUCCAGAUGCAAUGGAGACUGGCAUCUUUAUCUGGACAUGGCUAGUUUCUGCACCUUCUUUGGGGGCUCUUGUCCUUGCAGAGCUUGUUGAUGCAUGGCUGUGGACUAUAGAUACAAAACGCGGUUUGUUUGCAUCAGAGAUGAGAUAUUCUGGUCCUGCUGCAAAAUUGCAGCCACAUCUUGUUCCUGGUGAACCUCAAGCACCACCAGAGAAGGAUCCAGUGGAAGGGCUAAUUGCACACAGACUCUGGCUUGGCUUUUUUAUUGACCGGUUUGAGGUUGUUCGACAUGACAGUAUUGAGCAACUUCUACUUCUAAGCAGACUGGUGCAAGGGACCAUGAAAUCUCCUUCUCAAUUUUCUCGCCAUCCUGCUGCUGUUGGCACGUUCUUCACUGCGAUGCUCCUUGGACUAAAAUUUUGUCUAUGCCAGUCACAGAAAAACUUGCGGAACUCUAAGUUGGGCCUUCAGUUAUUGGAGGACAGAGUCUACCGUGCUUCUCUUAGCUGGUUUGCUUAUGGGCCUGAAUGGUAUGAAACAAAUAGUAAGAGUUAUGCUCAGAGUGAAUCCCAAUCUGUUUCAUUAUUUGUCCAUCAUCUUUUAAAUGAACGAGUAGAUAGUAUUGCAAUUGAUUCGUCAACAAGAGGAAGGGCAAACGAUACCGAAUUGACUAAUAUGACAGAUAUAUGUCAUCCUGUUUGGGGACAUAUGGAUUCCUAUUCUAUAGGAAAAGAGAAGCGCAAGCAGCUGCUCCUAAUGCUUUGCCAGCAUGAAGGUGAUAGGUUGGAAGUCUGGGCACAACCCCUAAAUAAAAAAGAUAACAUAUCUCGUACUCAAAUUGGGUCAGAUAAAUGGAUUGAACAUGUAAGAACUGCUUUUGCCAUAGAUCCUCGCAUAGCUCUCUGCUUGACUUUGAGGUUCCCUGCAAAUUCACAUAUUGCAUCUGAAGUAACUCAGUUGGUACAGACACACAUCUUAGAGAUUCGUACAAUACCUGAAGCGUUACCAUUUUUUGUCACUCCAAAGGCAGUUGAAGAAAAUUCUGUGUUACUGCAGCAACUACCACAUUGGGCCGCCUGUUCCAUCACUCAGGCUCUUGAUUUUUUUACCCCGCCAUUUAAGGGUCAUCCCAGAGUGAUGGCAUAUGUCAUGAGAGUUUUAGAGUCCUAUCCUCCUGAACGGGUGACUUUUUUUAUGCCACAGCUGGUACAAGCUCUCAGAUAUGAUGAAGAGAAAUUAGUUGAAGGCUACUUGCUGAGAGCUGCUCAAAGAAGUAAUAUAUUUUCUCAUAUUUUGAUUUGGCAUCUUCAGGGUGAGUCUUGUGAACAAGAACCUGGAAAAGAAGGUGAGGUCAUCAAGAGCAAUCCCUUUCAAGCUAUGCUUCCUCUGGUCAGGCAAAAAAUUAUUGAUGGCUUCACAGCUGAGGCCCUCGACUUGUUCCAAAGGGAGUUUGACUUCUUUGAUAAAGUCACAUCCAUUUCUGGUGUUUUGUUUCCACUUCCAAAGGAGGAACGCAGAGCUGGUAUUAAAAGAGAGUUGGAGAAAAUUAGUAUUGAUGGUGAUGAUCUCUAUCUACCUACUGCUACAAACAAAAUAGUUCGGGGUAUUCAAUUGGAUAGCGGCAUUCCCCUUCAAUCAGCAGCAAAAGUUCCUAUAAUGAUUACCUUCAAUGUUGUGGAUAAGUAUGGUGAUCCUAAUGAUGUGAAGCCACAGGCCUGCAUAUUUAAGGUUGGAGAUGAUUGCCGACAAGAUGUUCUUGCUCUUCAAGUGAUUGCCUUGCUCAGGGACAUAUUCAAUGCUGUUGGAUUGAACCUUUAUCUGUUCCCUUAUGGUGUUUUGCCAACUGGACCUGAGAGAGGUAUAAUUGAGGUUGUUCCUAAUACUCGUAGUAGAAACCAGAUGGGAGAGACUACCGAUGGCGGUUUGUACGAGAUCUUUCAACAAGAUUACGGGCCUGUAGGUUCUCCUUCUUUUGAGACUGCACGAGAAAUGUUUAUGGUCAGUAGUGCUGGUUAUGCAAUUGCUAGUCUUCUACUUCAACCAAAGGAUCGACAUAAUGGCAAUCUCCUUUUUGACAACCAGGGAAGGCUUGUUCACAUAGAUUUUGGAUUCAUAUUGGAAACAUCACCAGGUGGUAAUAUGCGAUUUGAAAGUGCCCACUUCAAAUUAAGUCAUGAGAUGACUCAAUUGCUUGACCCUUCUGGAUCAAUGAAGAGUGAAACAUGGAACCAGUUUGUCAGCUUGUGCGUCAAAGGAUACCUUGCAGCACGAGUCCACAUGCAGGGAAUCAUUACGACGGUGCUUUUGAUGAUUGACAGUGGUCUACCGUGCUUUAGCAGAGGAGAUCCCAUAGGCAAUCUUCGGAAGAGAUUCCACCCUGAGAUGACUGAACGUGAGGCCGCGAAUUUCAUGAUUAGAACAUGCAAUGACGCGUACAACAAGUGGAGCACGGCUGGCUAUGACUUGAUUCAAUAUUUGCAGCAAGGCAUAGAAAAGUAGAUCGAAAUCAAUCUAUUGUCUGUACAUAUAAGAUUUCCCGUGUUCUUAUAUGUUAAAGAUGUAGCAUAAAUUAGUCACGAUGCUGGUUUGUUGAGGCUGCAAGCACCCGUGGCGAGCUUGUCAUGGUCUGGUCGGCCCUCUGAGGUUUCUCGUGUUUAUUCUGCAAUUGCAACGUGAGUAAUUUGCUGGACUUAAUGGGUGAGUGUUUAUAGAAUGUUUGAUCCCUUGAGGAUCACAAACAUUUUGUUAAUGACGAAAUUCUAGCUCAUCCUUGUGACAUUGUUGUUUCAAAACCCAUGAAAUAUAUUUUCUCGAAGUCCCAUCCUUGUAAUAUUGUUUUUUUAA